GCCAGUUGCUAUUGUUACCAUAGGAGCCAGCUCCGACUUUCUUUAAUUUCUUGCUUCAUAUCCACUAGCUACAUCUAUUGCCAAGUUAAUUUCAGUCCUAAUGGAGUUUCAUCUCCCACUCAUCUUUGCUAUUCUCAGUCUAGCAGCGGUUGCACUGGCAAACCAUGCUGCUCAACCAGCACCUCAACUUUACUGGAACUCGGUCCUGCCAAACACACAGAUGCCAAGACCCAUUGGGCAAUAAACAUUACACUCAAAAAGGGUAUGGAAAAGGCAAACCUGAAACUUUCCCGUUGGGCAAUAAACAUUACACUCAAAAAGGGUAUGGAAAAGGCAAACCUGAAACUUACCCAUUGGGCAAUAAACAUUACACUCAAAAAGGGUAUGGAAAAGGCAAACCUGAAACUUUCCCGUUGGGCAAUAAACAUUACACUCAAAAAGGGUAUGGAAAAGGCAAACCUGAAACUUACCCAUUGGGCAAUAAACAUUACACUCAAAAAGGGUAUGGAAAAGGCAAACCUGAAACUUUCCCGUUGGGCAAUAAACAUUACACUCAAAAAGGGUAUGGAAAAGGCAAACCUGAAACUUACCCAUUGGGCAAUAAACAUUACACUCAAAAAGGGUAUGGAAAAGGCAAACCUGAAACUUUCCCGUUGGGCAAUAAACAUUACACUCAAAAAGGGUAUGGAAAAGGCAAACCUGAAACUUACCCAUUGGGCAAUAAAGACUUAGCUAUUUUCUUCUUGGAGAAGGACAUGCGCCCUGGCACAACAAUGAAGUUCCAAUUCCCUAGAAAUUCAAACACGGCUACUUUCCUGCCACGAGAAAGCACUCAAUCGAUCCCUUUCUCCUCUAACAAACUACCAGAAAUUUUAAACCAUUUUUCAGUGAAGCCGCCAUCUGUGGAAGCCAAAACAAUUAAGCAAACAAUCGAAGAGUGUGAAGCUCCGGGCAUUAAGGGAGAGGAAAUAUAUUGCGCCACAUCUUUAGAAUCAAUGGUUGAUUUUAGCACUUCGAAGCUUAGAACAAGAAACGUUCAAGCAAUAUCGACGGAAGUAUUGGAAAAAGGAGCCACCAUGUCCAUCCACAAGUAUACAACAAUGCCGGGACUGAAGAAGCUGGCAGGUGACAAUGUCGUUGUGUGUCAUAAGCAGAACUAUCCCUAUGCUGUGUUUUACUGCCAUGCAAUAAAACCUACAGCAGCUUAUGUUCUCUCCCUGAAAGGCGAUGAUGGGGUGAAGGUUAAAGCAGUAGCCAUCUGCCAUCUAGACACAUCAGAAUGGAACCCAAAGCAUUUGGCCUUCCAAAUCCUCAAAAUUAUAGAAACUGCUUGA
Molecule: messenger RNA, 1334 nt
Organism: Prunus mume (Japanese apricot)
Lineage: Eukaryota; Viridiplantae; Streptophyta; Magnoliopsida; Rosales; Rosaceae
Source: RefSeq, a predicted model, not a curated record